AUGACCGUGGCAGCGGGUCUGGGGUACGCCCUCGUGGCGCUCGGCCCCGCCCUCUCUCUCUUUGUCGCUGUGAUCGCCAAGAAACCCUUCUUAAUCCUCACCGUGCUCUCCAGGUUCAGACCUUGCUCCUCGCGAAUUCCGUACUUGUUGUCUUUCUAGGGCUUUCUCUCGUGCCGUCUAAAUUCUCAGCGAUGAAUUGUCGGCAUUGGGAGCCGCUGUAUUUAUUCUACGCUUUCAAAAAAAAAAAAUCUAGAUCGCUGAUCGGGACGAAAAUAUUGACGAUUUCUGGAUGCUUGAUCGAUGCAGUACAUUAUUUUGGCUGAUGAGUUUGAUAGUCCUUUCGGGAGCGUGGAGAGUUUUUCUGCCUCUGCGAUCAACUGCGUGGUGGCCGUAUGGAAUUCUCUUACUCACGUCUGUGGCCCUGCAAGAAGGGAUGCGAAUCUUGUUUUGGAGCCUUUACAGGUAUGGUGUUUACCUAAAAAUGACCUUUCUGCUUCUUUUUAUUCAUCAUAUUUGUUCAUCAUUCCCUUCGAUUUGUCGUCCCUCACUCUUUAAACCGGAGAGCCCAUAUCACACUCUCUCCUACGACUCAUAAUCACGGUUGCCAUCCCUUCGUAUAUUGAACUCAGUGGACAUAACUACUCCACAGGAUACACUUUCGUGUCUCUAAUCUUGCCAACUAUUUUGUAGGAGGUUGGAAGAUAUGUUGAACGCUUUUGCGGAUAGAAUGUCAAGACCUCAUCUUUUUUUGACAGAUAAGAUGCAGAUCGCCCUUGGUGAGCCACUGAAAAUUGGUUUUUGUCCCUCUAUUGAUGUGAAUUUCGUUGGUAUAUUCCCAUCAAAUGCAUUUUCUUUUGUCUAUUCAUUUGUUCAUUUCGAUCAACUUGCCAUUUGAUGCCAUCAAAGGAAAUCCACGAUUAUAGCAAUGUGAAAUACUGAAGAUGGGUCCAUAAACUGGUACUUAAUUUACCUUUGUAAAUCUGAAUGUGUGAUUUACGCGAAUGCCCUAUUUAAAGAUAUGGCUUGAUGUUCAAGAUGUACCCUCAUAUUUUUCACAGGUUUUAAAACCAGAGCCGCAUUCUUAAGGGCAUAAUUUUGGGGAUUUAAUGUUAGAUCUUCUUUUUUUGGCCUAGAUUCUCAAUCCUCUGGGAGGUUUAAUGUUAAUGCAUGAAAUAAUGUUCACAUGGAGAUCAAAGAAAAUAAAGGAAAAUGCACCGUAUGGAAUCAAAAUCAGGAUGACGGAUGACUGAUUGAGCUUAAAAAUAGUGAUGGAUUGAAAUAGGAUCAUGUCCAUCUCCGUGCCAUUGCAUAUGAUGUCUUGUGAAUGCGUGCUUACUACUGAUUCUUAGGCAAAUAUCUACGGUCCCUAUGAGUUUGUCUCAAAUAGUAAAUAUAAUUCUUCGAACCUGGCGUACAGAUCACUGCAUGUGCUGUCCUUAGCCAUUUUAUUCCAGGUGGAUUCAUUUCCUCUCCUUCCUGUUCUUUGUAAUCACAUAGUUAUGUCAGACUUCCUCUUUAUGCUAAGAGUUGUCUGUCAGAAUAACUAGUUGGCUAGACUCGUCGUUGUUGAUGAUGGAUUUAAUGGCAAGUUCUAACCGUUUACAUCUCAGAAAGGAAUAUCUCUCGUAAUGCUGCUUGUUUCCAUGGAUGAAAUGAUGAGAAUCCUGAGGUCCUGGUAUAGGGUGAACUUAUCAGUGCCACUUGUAUUUUCCUUUUGGCUUGCAGCUGGUGGGUUAGGGCACGGUGUGGCGCAUUCUGUCUUUUUCUGUCUCAGCCUCUUGACCCCAGCAUUUGGUCCAGCAACAUAUUAUGCAGACAGGUGCUCACAUAUGCCAUUUUUCCUGGUCUCAGGUGAGGUUUCGACCGUCUUCACGGGCUCAUCGUACUCUCUAAUAAUUAUGAGUGAAAAAAGAGUCUGAAAUAAAAUUCCUGUUCAUUUCAAAUCAAAACUUCACUAUGGCCAACCAAGUAAGCUUAAAAUCAUCACAGCAUUUGAGAUUUUUAACUUUUCCUUCUAACUUAUGCUUGCCUUUGCUUCUGGUCAGAACACAUAAUUAUGGUGUCACGACCUUAAUUUAUUAUCAAUUAACUGGAUGAACUAAGUUAGAGACUCAAGCUCUGCUCAUCACUUUCGAAUUGUGGCGAAUGCACUCUGGUAGUCAUAUUUCUGAAAGUGGUAACUAUGAUCUGAUGUUGAUACCAUAAGUUGAAGGGCACCUUAUUGUGGUACAUCGCUGCUUUCAUUUGCGAAUUCCUGUGAUUGAAAGGGGCUUCAUCUGUUCAUUUAUUUACAUGGCGUAGUUUCGUUCUUCCUAGAUCAGCAUCACAUUGUUAUAGAUUGUUGCGGACAUAUUUCAGAUCUUAAUGGAAUUGAUGUUCUUGUUGCAGCCCUCAUUUCCCUUUGCUUUGCGUUGAUCCAUACCUUUUCUAUGGUCAUUGCUUUCAACGGGUAUGCAGAAGGGAGGAAAACGGACCAGGUGCUGGUCCCUUCUGUUCACUUGGUCGCCUCUAUGCUGGUGAGUAUAGGCACAAAAUGCGGAUAACAUACUGUCAUUUGUGAUCUUUCAUUAGACUCUCAUCACCCGACGACCUCAAAGUCCUCUAGAACGCAUUUUCCUAUAUAGAAUAGUGCAAAGAGGGCCUCUCAAUGUGGUUGGCAUGCUAAUCUGCGCUAUCUGCUUUGAGGAGGCCUUGGCACAGGGAUUUCUCUCACUCAUGGUAGAUAUCUCAUUGACACUGUAGUCCUUCAGUAGUGGUCUCUCUCUCUCUCUCUCUCUCUCUCUCUCUCGCGUGCACUGGCUCUCAGUGGGAAGUCUCGACUCUGCAUUUUAUUGCUCACUGGUGAAGAGUAUUUAAAGAUCGGAUUCUCUUUGGCUAGCAUGCUAGAAUAUCUUCAAAACUAGGGAGAAAGAAUUAGAUCUCCCAAAGGUCCUUCCCUCAUCAUAACUCUUUAUUAAUGGGUGAUCUUGCAAUGACUUUGACGAAAUCCUAAUCCCAUUGAAUGCAGACUCUGGUCAACCUCUCUGACGGGGGCUGCGUCGUUGGUCUCCCUCUUCUUUGGAUUGUGGUGGCUUUCACAUUGCAUUACUGCUGGCAGAUGGGCUUGAGAAGGCUGAGGGAGCACUGA
Molecule: messenger RNA, 3127 nt
Organism: Spirodela intermedia
Lineage: Eukaryota; Viridiplantae; Streptophyta; Magnoliopsida; Alismatales; Araceae
Source: the annotation of a GenBank genome assembly